Messenger RNA from Adineta ricciae, 1335 nucleotides. Lineage: Eukaryota; Metazoa; Rotifera; Eurotatoria; Adinetida; Adinetidae. The record is from the annotation of a GenBank genome assembly.
AUGCCAUCAUCGUCAUCAUCUUACCCAACAACUUCCAAUGAUCAAUGCGAUCAUUGUCAUACAACAUACAGCAUAGUAAAACGAAAAAAAAGUUGUGCAAUCUGCCGUCAAUACUAUUGUACGAGUUGUGCACCUCGCGAACGUCAUUAUAACCAUCCACAUCGGAUCUGUCUCAUUUGUCAAUUGAUAUCAAGUGAUUCAACAACAGAUGAACAACUAUUAGCAUUGAAAGUCAAAAAUUUGCGAUCAUUUUUACAAGCGAAGAAUAUUGCGUAUCAUACAUGUACAGAAAAACAAGAACUUGUGGAUUUGAUUGUGAGAAAUCGACACUUACCUUUUACACGUUUACUGAUUCAACAAAAUCAAGCCUCCUCUCAACCACCGCCACCUCCUCUGCAUCCCACUUCUUCUCAACAACCAUCGCCAUCAUCUUCAUCAACAUCCACAACAAAUGCAAAUCAACAACAGUUUCAUACAACGUUCAAUCAAUUUUCAACGUCAACAAGCGCUUCAUCCUCGUCUUCAUCAUCAUCAUCAUCUACAACUACUACUGGAAUGCCGCCUCCGCCACCCACGCCUCCUCAGACACCAAAACAUGGAAAUUUUACAAAUUUUCAACAUACAAUGACGUCGUUUGCUAGUCAAAUGAAUCACUUUGCCGCUAAUUUACAAGAUUAUGUCACAAAUACAGUAUCUGGUGUUUUGCACCAUGCACUUGGUGAUCAUCAACAAACAACGACGGCGACCGCAACAACAAACAAUGGCAAUGGCACAUCGUCGACAUUCAAUUUCGGUACAACUGCUAAUGGACCAUUUACAUACAGUUUUACAUCUCCGGGUAACUUUAUUUAUACAACCACUACCAAUACCACAACAACUAGUCCACAACAACAACGAAGAACGACGACGACUACUGAAAGCACUGCUAGUUCGAAUACGCAACAGCAAGCGACGACAAGUUGUCGACCACGUCGUAAAUCUUUGAGUGAAUUAAAUAAUGAGCAAAAUAUUGAAGAUUUAAGUGUCCGUGACCUGAAAGAAAUCCUAGUAGCAAAUUUCGUGGAUUAUAAAGGAUGUGUAGAGAAAAAUGAAUUGGUUGAAAAAGUUCGAAGACUUUAUCGGGAUCGACAAAACGAGAAAAUCAAAGCUAAAGAACUUGAUAGUGCAACAGCCAGCGAUAGUGAAUUAUGUAAAGUAUGCAUGGAUGCUAUUGCUGAUUGUGUAUUUCUUGAUUGUGGUCAUAUGGUGACAUGUGUCAAAUGUGGAAAAUUACUUGCCGAAUGUCCAAUAUGUCGAUCGAACAUUGUUCGCGUAGUGCGAGUUUUCAAAUCAUAG